Molecule: messenger RNA, 714 nt
Organism: Cuscuta epithymum
Lineage: Eukaryota; Viridiplantae; Streptophyta; Magnoliopsida; Solanales; Convolvulaceae
Source: the annotation of a GenBank genome assembly
CUUAUUGCCCUGACUUCUCUCUAGAUACCGCUAGUGGUAUCCCGAUAUAGACUAUCUAUCGGUUAUAUUAAGAUUUGAACUACUCCUUUUACGAGGUUAAUCUUUUAGCAUGAAUCCCAAAUUUUCAUAAACCAAACCAAACAUAACGUACAACUCUUAUGAGGCUGACCUUUUGCAUGCAGAGACUGUACAAUCUUGGAGGUAGGAAAUUUGUACUUGCUGGGGUUGGAGCAUUGGGGUGCAUCCCUACAAUGUUGGCCCGGACUGAAAACGGGAAGUGCUUAGAUGGUGUGAAUGAAGCAAUUUCCCCAUUUAAUGCCAAUAUGAAGCAGAUGAUCAACAACUUCAAGUCCACUCUCCCUGACGCUAAGUUUGUCUUCCUUGACACCCAAAAUAUGUUCCGCAAUAUCACCGCCAACUCCAAAACAUAUGGGUUCAAUGUUACGGAUCGUGGCUGUUGUGGAGUUGGGAAACUAAAUGGGCAAGUAACAUGCCUGCCUUAUGAAGUGCCUUGCACAAACAGAGAAGAGUACAUAUUUUGGGAUGCCUAUCACCCCACAUCUGCCGUGAAUGUAUUGCUUGGGAAGAUGUCUUUCAAUGGAGGUCCUGAUCUGGUUUAUCCCAUCAAUAUCGAGCAACUUGUCAAGAAUGAAGUUUGGCCAUUUUAGAAAAAGAUGUGAAUUUUAAUUCUUUUGAAUUAUUUUCUUGAACCCC